AUGCAGAACUUCCACCACAGCAAGUACCUCCUGGACCAACUCAACAAGCAGCGUGAGCAGAGUAUCUUGUGUGACUGCAUUGUUGUGAUUGGCCAGUCUCACUUCAAGGCCCACAAGAAUGUCCUAGCAGCAUUUAGUGAGUACUUUGGAGCUCAGAAUGACAGCUCGAGCAUUGAUGGGUUUACUUUUCUGGACCCGAGUCAGGUGAACGAGUACAAGUUUCAAACCUUGCUGGACUUCCUUUACACUGGAGUCAUAAACAUUGAUUGUUACAAUGUGACAGAAUUGCUGCGGGCAGCCAAAUACCUUAAGAUAGACGGUCUAGUUGCAAGAUGCAAAGAAUUUUAUAAGAGACACAUUGCCAAUAAGCAAUACAAGAUGGAAGUGGAGGCAAUUGCAACUGCUUCUGUUGGUCCUGUUCAGGAUGAUCAGAGUACUUGUGACCCCUUUACACUUGACUUCUCAAAUAAAUCCACUUUUCUGCAUGCAGGCGACAAUCACAAAAGUAAAACGCCUUCCAAAACAGAAUGUGUAUAUGGCUUCCAAAAGACACAGGCAAAAAGAAACAACCAAGUCCAAAAGCCUGCUGAACACAACAGUAAGACACACUCCAAAACAGAAUGUGCAAAUGGCUUCCAAAAGACAAAAGCAAAAAAAAUUAAACCAGUCCAAAAACUUACAGAAAAAGCUGUUAGCAACUUUGUUAAUGAUAAUGAAACAAAUGAGCAAAUGGAAGACUUGCCAGUGCUCACUGAGCAGAAAGAACAGUUGACAAGGGUAACAGAAGCUUCUAGUUGUAGCAAUCAUAACAGAACAGGACUGAAGCGUCGGCAAAAAGAAUUCAAAAGUGAAUCAGUAGACAAUACAAGUGUCCCAAGUCAGGGUGUGAUCUCACAGAACCCAAAAAGGAGAAGAAGCAGAUCUGGGAAAAAACGUGCUCUGAAAUCUGCAUCUGCAUCUGCACCAGUUGCCGUCAAAAGAGAGAGAUGCCUGGACCCUUCCUUGGAAAUUGAACUGAGUGAAAGGCAGUCAAAGAGGAAGCCAUUGUGCAGUGCCUGUGGAAAGGUGUUCUCUGAAACUAGUAGCUUACAGAGACACAUGCGAAUACACAAAGGAGAGAAGCCCUACAUCUGCCAGCUGUGUGGGAAAGCAUUUACACAGUGCAACCAGCUGAAGACUCACACCCGCACACACACAGGAGAGAAGCCAUACAAGUGUGAUAUCUGCAACAAAGGCUUUGCUCAGAAAUGCCAGCUGGUCUUCCAUAGCCACAUGCACCAUGGAGAAGAGAAACCAUACAAAUGUGACUUCUGUAGCCUUCAGUUUGCCACAUCAAGCAACCUAAAAAUACACACCAGAAUACAUAGUGGAGAAAAACCGUAUGUUUGUGAAAGAUGUGGACAAAGCUUUACUCAAGCAAGUACUUUGACUUAUCAUUUGCGUCGUCACACAGGAGAGAAACCUUAUGUCUGUGACAUGUGCGGGAAAGCGUUUGCUGUAUCUAGUUCUCUUAUCACACAUACCCGCCAGCACACAGGAGAGAAGCCAUACACGUGCGCCACAUGUGGGAAAAACUUCUUUUCUUCAGGAGUUCUUAAAAAGCAUAUUAGGUCUCACAAAGGAGACUUAAACACACCUUACUCUCCGGCAGAUAUUUUUUAUGAUGAGGAUAUUCUUCAAAAAGCUGUUUUGCAGGAACUAGCAGAACUAGCAGAACUGAAACCCGUAAACAUUCCACCCUCCAAUUUUACGCCAGUGGCCCCAGAAGUCAAGAUGCUGUUAAUGACAGAAGGAGCUUGUUUUAACUCUGAUCAGUCAGUGAUGUCCAGUGGUUCAAACUCAAAUUUCAUUUUUACUGAACAAGGCUGUCAUAAGACACCUGCAGUAAGUAAUCAGAUGCAUCUAUAA
Polypterus senegalus (gray bichir) is the source of this 1908-nucleotide messenger RNA. RefSeq names its product myoneurin-like. The transcript is spliced from 6 exons. Gene Ontology annotation, molecular function: protein binding; RNA polymerase II cis-regulatory region sequence-specific DNA binding; DNA-binding transcription factor activity, RNA polymerase II-specific. The record is from RefSeq and is a predicted model, not a curated record. Bases 1 to 1908 code for a protein of 635 amino acids. NCBI's taxonomy places the organism in Eukaryota, Metazoa, Chordata, Cladistia, Polypteriformes, Polypteridae. Gene Ontology annotation, biological process: regulation of transcription by RNA polymerase II. Gene Ontology annotation, cellular component: nucleus.